This is a messenger RNA of Jatropha curcas, 2378 nucleotides long. RefSeq names its product Rab3 GTPase-activating protein catalytic subunit. Gene Ontology annotation, molecular function: GTPase activator activity. Gene Ontology annotation, biological process: positive regulation of GTPase activity. The record is from RefSeq and is a predicted model, not a curated record. Lineage: Eukaryota; Viridiplantae; Streptophyta; Magnoliopsida; Malpighiales; Euphorbiaceae.
AUUCAAAUCACUGGAUAUACACUUUCCUGCGAUACCACCCUCCCAAAUUUACUAUCUCCCCCUUUCUCCCCAUAGACAUGCCUACAUUUUCGUGUUUCAGCUCUCUCAAUCUCCAGUGUCUAUAAUCUUAAUCCAUUGCUUGCAGGACAAUGGAGGCGCCUUCUUUCGUUUCCAAAGCAAGGACUGCCUUCCAUUCUGCUGCAGCUAAAGCGGAGCGCGUUUUCACCGAUAUUAAAUCCGACUUUAUAUCCGAUCGAGCAGAUUCUGAUAAGCAAUCGCCGAAUGAAUCGAGCAAGCAAUUAGAUGUUGAGUCUAUUAAGAUCAACGACGAGUCAAAGAGUAAUAGUGAAGGGAAGCAUUUGAGGUGGAGACCGGCACGUAUAAGGUCAAAGCAGGAGUGGCAAGAUAGGUUUAAGAACAUAAGAAUAGGGAAAAAAGGAGCUGAAAAUCAUACAGAGAAAGUUGAAAAUUCAACCAUGGCUGUUGCAUUUUAUGAUGAAAAUUUGUUCAUAUUGAACAUGAAAAAUGAUGUCGAGGCAAAGGGUUCGCAAGUAUCCUUUAUCUUAGAAAGAUUAAAUAACCUCAGCCCAGAGAGCAUUCCUCCAACGUCUGUGAUGAAGCAGUUGGCUAUAGCUAUUGAUGCUGGGAAGAAGUACAGGUCAAUGAAAGAUAUUUUGGCAUCAUCUGGGGGCUCAUCACCAAUCAUUGAGAGGGCAAGCUUGAGCCUUGCUGUGAUGAAGUCGUUAGUUCGUCGUGACAAGGAGGAUAAACUUGCAUCUGAGUUUGGUGGUGAUGAUGAGAAGGUUUUGGCCUUGAUAGAUUCACUCUUUGAUUCAGAGGGAAAGUUUCUCAGAAGAAACAUCAGUUCUGGUUUGGACACAUUAUCUUUGCCCAGAGAUAUUCAUGGUGCCCCUCCUGAUAGCCUGCUUGUCAAGCUAGCUGAAGUAAUUGGAAGCUUUAGAGACUUGAAGAAAAUGACAUUGUUGUGGUACAGAAUUGUGGCUGAACUGAGAAGACUUUGGUCUGAAGAAGUACAUAUACCUGGCAUUCCUUCAGAUGUUCUUCCUGAUCUGAAUUCCUGUCUUCUAUACCAGCAAUUUCAGGUUAUCAAUUGCUGUGUUUCCAGGAAAAGACGUCACAUUCUUGCCACUGAAUCAAUAGAAAUGUUGAUGAGGGAUGCCAGUUCAUACUCCAAAGAGUCAGCUAUUUCUGAAGGGACUGUUGGUUCAAACCUUAUCUUGUAUGCAAGAUUGAGCAAUGGGGAAAAAGUCCUCCGAUUGGGUGCUGAUGAGCCAGCUGACAAUUUAACCAUGUUGGAAACUGGUGAACCAGUAUACUCUCCAGUAAUGCAGGAGGGGCCUCUGCUUACUGAAGAUCUUAUCAAGGAAAAUGAGGAGUUUGUGCUUCGAACUGGGAGUGUUGGUGCUGGGUGUUCUCAACUCCUUUCCGACAUGCAGGCCUUCAAGGCUGCAAAUCCUGGUUGUAUCUUGGAAGAUUUUGUAAGAUGGCACUCUCCUCCGGACUGGACUGAGAAUGUUGACGAGGCUAACGAGUUUUUUGAGGGAGGUGAUUCAUCUUCGACAAGAGGUCAACUAAGUAGUCGAAUGCAGAAAGAAGGUAACUUGUGGCGUGAGCUGUGGGAAACAGCCAAAGCAGUACCAGCCGUUAAACAGGCUCCCCUGUUUGAUGAGGAAUUAGCAGUAGAGGGUAUUCUGCAUGACUUAGAGGAAAUUCCACCUACUGAACUGUUUGAACAACUGUUUAUUUCUUUACUUUGUUUAGGAUUUGUAAUAGCCGAGGCUAAACUCUCCAGUAACUUUGAUUUGUCAAAGCUAUAUCACGAAUGCAAAGACUACGUUAUUGCCACUUGUCAAGGAGGCAGCUGGAGUGAUAAAGUUGAUGAUCUCUGCCACGUGUAUGAAACAGUGGAGAGAAUACUACUCAGCCCUGACGAAGUCUUGAAGGCAGUAAAGCAAGCGGAAGAAGCCAUCACCCCGACUGUUGGUGAACCUAAACGAAGAUUUACGAGGAUUGGCCUGAACUUUGGCAGUAGGGACAGAAACCAGAGACAAGAAGAGAAAAAUCCGGAGAUUUUGCCUCAACAGCCAUUCUCUAAUUUCUUUGAUGGCAAGUCAUCCUUGUUUUCAAAAAAGCCUCCAAAGCCUGAGAAUGCAUCUGCAGGAGACAAAGCCCCUAGAACAGUUGAAAGUGAUUGGACAAUUGUUUAAUCAUAGUAGAACUCGACAUUUUAUUUAUUUAUUUUCUCCCAUUAAUUUUUGGGUUAAGCUGUAUCUGGCAGGAAAUUGUAAAUUAUUUUGGUAAUUUCUUGUCCAAAUGAAAUGGAGAAAUGAAAUAUAGCAUUUUUGUCUUUUAGUUAA